AGGCAGUAGUGGGAGCCGGAGCUGCAGCAGAUCUCUGAGGAGGAGGAGCAGUCAAAGUUUGACUUUCCCACAGCAGGAGAAAGACUCUCUCACUCAGGAACCAAGAGGCUCUUGGAAAUUGCGAAGUUGCGAUAAAGCGGAAUAUCUCGUGCGGUCGACAUGAAGUGACACCUUCUCAGCGGGAGCUUCAGAGUAAAAGACAACACGAUGGAAAGCUGUUUAAUGAAGUGGAUCAGUCUCACCUCUGUGCUGUGCCUGGGCAGCUGCGUGCUGGCGGAAAAGAAAGUAUGCCAAGGCAUCACCAACCGUUUAAACCUUCUGGGUUCCAAAGAAGACCACUACCUGAGCUUGGUGAAGACCUACAACAACUGCGUUGUGGUCCUGGAGAAUCUGGAGAUCACAUACAUGGAGGCGCACCGUGACCUGUCCUUCCUCAGGUCAAUUGAAGAAGUGGGCGGCUACGUCCUGAUUGCCCUCAACUUAGUCUCCAGGAUUCCUCUGGAGAACCUGCGCAUCAUUCGAGGUCAUUCCCUCUAUAAGGGAAAGUUUGCCCUUAAAGUUCUCGGCAAUUAUGACAAAUCUACCAAUCAGGGCACCAAAGAGCUUCUUCUGACCAGCCUGACGGAAAUUCUUAAAGGAGGCGUAACGUUUGAGGCUAACCAGCUUUGCAACGUGGAGACGAUACAGUGGGACGAUAUCGUCAACGCUGACAACAAACCCAGCAUGGAGCUCCCGGGGGCCAGCAAAAAUCCAAAUUGUAAACCAUGUGACUCAAAGUGCUUCAAUGGUUCAUGCUGGGCAGCUGGUCCUCAAAACUGUCAAACAUUAACAAAACUGAACUGUGCACAGCAGUGCUCUCAGAGAUGCAAAGGACCUUCACCGAGCGACUGUUGUAAUGAGCAUUGUGCCGCGGGCUGCACAGGACCGCGGCCCACCGACUGUCUGGCCUGUCGGGACUUCCAGGAUGACGGGGUGUGUAAGGACUCCUGCCCGGGCCUCAUGCGCUACGACCCCAACCUUCACCAGCUGGUACCCAACCCCCACGGGAAGUACAACUAUGGGGCCACAUGUGUCAAGAGCUGCCCACAUAACUACAUUGUGACGGAUCACGGGGCCUGUGUGCGGACGUGCAGUGGGAACACAUAUGAGGUGGAUGAGGGUGGAUUCAGGAAGUGCGCCAAUUGCGAUGGACUGUGUCCAAAAGUUUGUUAUGGACUUGGAGCAGGAGACCUGAGUAACACUCUGUCCAUCAAUGCCACCAACAUCAACUCCUUUAAAAACUGCACGAAAAUCGAUGGGAACAUUGGGAUCUUCUUCACAUCGAUUCAUGGGGAUUCUUUUACCAAAACACCAAAGAUGGACCCUGCCCAGCUUGAUGUGUUUAAGACAGUUAAAGAAAUUACCGGAUCCUUGUGGAUUGAGACGUGGCCAAAGAACAUGAGCUCACUCAGUCCCUUUGAGAAUCUGGAGAUCAUUCGAGGAAGAACUAAGCCUGGUGCCCGGAGCUUGGUUAUUAUUCAGCUCGAUAUCGACCACCUUGGCCUUCGCUCCCUCAAAGAAAUAAGCGAUGGAGACGUGGUCAUCAUUAAGAACAAGAACCUGUGCUACACCAAUAAAAACCACUGGGAGGGGCUCUUCAGAUCAAAAAGCCAAAGUGCCAACGUGGGGGAUAAUGCUGACGCUGCCACAUGUGCUCUGAGGAACAACACGUGUGACAGGAAGUGUACCGCGGAGGGCUGCUGGGGUCCAGGCCCGAACAUGUGCUUCGCCUGCCGUAACUACAGACGCGAUGGGAGCUGUGUCGACUCCUGCAACAUCUUCAAGGGAGAGCAGCGGGAGGUGGUCGUGAAUAGAACCUGCAAGGCGUGUCACGCCGAAUGUCAAAGAAUGAACGGGACGGAAACCUGCAGCGCACCUGGUCCUGGAAAUUGUACGAAGUGCGCCAACUUCCAAGACGGUCUGUUCUGUGUGUCUCGCUGUCCACAAGGCGUGCCAGGGGAGGACGAAGCGCUAGUGUGGAAAUACUCCAACAAGAUGAAAGUGUGCCAGCUUUGCCACAAAAACUGCACUCGGGGGUGCGUUGGGCCUGGUCUUGAAGGCUGCCAGACUAAGAGAGCCUCUGGUCUCUCCAUGAUUGCAGCCGGUGUAGUCGGCGGGCUGCUGGCUGUUCUGAUUGCAGGCCUGUCCGUCUUUGUGCUGCUUCGCCGACGCCACAUCAAGAGGAAGAGGACACUGCGCAGGCUGCUCCAAGAGAGAGAGUUGGUUCAGCCUCUGACUCCGAGCGGAGAGGCACCGAACCAGGCGCUGCUGCGGAUCCUGAAAGAGCCUGAGUUCAAGAAAAUCAAAGUGCUGGGCUCCGGGGCAUUUGGCACAGUUUAUAAGGGCCUGUGGGUUCCGGAGGGCGAGGACGUGAAGAUCCCAGUGGCCAUCAAGGUUUUAAGAGAAGCCACAUCACCAAAAGCAAACAAAGAAAUCUUGGACGAGGCGUAUGUGAUGGCCAGUGUGGAUCAUCCCCACGUGUGUCGUCUGCUCGGCAUCUGCCUCACCUCCACGGUGCAGCUCGUCACCCAGCUGAUGCCCUUCGGCUGCCUACAGGACUACGUCGUAGAGAACAAGGACAAUAUCGGCUCCCAGCACCUGCUCAACUGGUGUGUGCAGAUAGCCAAGGGUAUGAACUACCUGGAGGAGCGCCACUUGGUGCACCGCGACUUGGCAGCCAGGAACGUUCUGGUGAAGACUCCUCAGCACGUCAAGAUCACAGACUUCGGUCUGGCUAAGCUCCUCAAUGCAGAUGAGAAGGAGUAUCACGCAGACGGUGGAAAGGUCCCGAUAAAAUGGAUGGCUCUUGAAUCUAUCCUGAACAGGUCCUACACGCACCAGAGUGAUGUAUGGAGUUUCGGCGUGACAGUUUGGGAGCUGAUGACAUUCGGGAACAAACCGUAUGAUGGGAUUCCAGCCAGUGAAAUAGCUGAACUCUUGGAGAAAGGGGAGCGACUGCCCCAACCACCAAUCUGCACCAUCGACGUCUACAUGAUCAUGGUGAAAUGUUGGAUGAUUGAUGCCGACAGCCGACCUCACUUCCGGGAACUAAUAGCUGAGUUUACGAAGAUGGCUCGGGAUCCUUCACGGUAUCUUGUCAUUCAGGGGGAUGACCGCAUGCACCUACCGAGUCCCACAGACGCUAGGUUGUACCGCAGCCUGAUCAGCGGGGAGGACAUGGACGACGCUGUGGAUGCAGACGAGUACUUGGUGCCACAACACAGCUUCUUCAGCAGUUCGAGCACUGCGCCGCUGCUCCACUCCACAAGCCUCAACAGCAGCAUUGGAACGUGCCACAGCAGAAAUGGUUUACUGAAUGGGUUACCGAGCAGGGACGGAAGCUUGGUUCUCCGGUACAUCCCCGACCCAACAGACAAACUUAUAGACGACGCCUUCCUGCCUUCUCCAGACUACAUGAACCAGAACGGAGUCUCCGAUGUGAUGAAUCCCAUCUACCAGCACCCGCGUCAACCUCGCACACUCCUCCCCACCAUCUCCUCGGACGACACAGAAACGGAGUACCUGAACUGCUUUAAAAACGGGUCCAACGGGCCCGAGUAUCUCAACGACAUCCCGCCCCGCGCCAUCCUCCCGCUUACCUCCAACGGCAAGGACCACUUCAAUCAGAAAUACCACCCCCAGAACAGCAUAGACAACCCCGACUACCAACAGGAUUUCAGCCCCUUCUUCAAGAGCCACGCCAAUGGUAACAUCCCGGCAGCGGAGAACGCAGAGUACCUGGGUCCAGACUGAUGACAUAAUGGGUACAGUCAAAAAAUACAAGACAGUUUCCUUUGUUUCCUGACCAUUAAUGUCUGGGCUGGAGAAGCACACCUGAGUGGUACCAUCAUGUAUCAUGUAUGUUUUAUCCUGUCUCUUGAAGUCAGGUGACACUGUGCAGCUUUCCAUGUUGUUUGCAUGCUGUGUAACUGUCAUAUAAAACCUGCCUCAUUCCAAAGAGCUUUUUCCUCACAAAUCAAACGAUAAGUGACUUUAUCUCGGUGAAAGCUGGAUGAGGGCCGACACAUACAUGACUCAGUUGACCUGAGUUUGUGGAGCAGAUGCGCUCCAUCCAAAUAUCAUGACCCCUCGUCAGAAAGUGAAAAUCUGUCUCAGAAGUGAAAAUGCUGCAUUUGAUCCAAAUGUGUCAGUGGAGGAUGUAAGUGCCUGAAUUUCUUUGGGAGGCAGAAGGACAGAAACUGGCAGCUCAGCCCAAAACACACCUUUAGGUACAUGUGUCACAGAAUCACAAUCAGCAAGGAGUAUUGAUUAGUUUGAACAGAAAGGGUUGACACACACACACACAGUGGAGCCUCGGUCGACACUGUGAAGCCUUUUACUGGUGGGGCCCUCGGGGGCCUGACGACACUCCUCUUGGAGGAUAAGUCAACGAGGAAGCAAGAUGUCGCAAUGUAUAGAAAUUAUUGUUAAGUAGGAAUAAUGGUGAAUGAUAUCAUUUAAACAUGUUAACCUUUCUGCUCGAAGACAGUUCUGUGUGUGUGUGUGUGUGUGUGUGUGUGUGUGUGUGUGCAUGUAUUUGAUUUUGUUGACUCUUUAGCACCUUUUCCAGCAUAAACACAGACCUUCUCGAGACCAGUAGACCUAAUGGGGACCAAAGCCUGGUCUUAAUGAGGCCAAAUGUAAUUUUUGAGGUCCUGGUUAAGUUUAGAAGUAAGAUUUGAACUGUGGUUAAGUAAAGGUUCGGGGUGAGAUAUGAAUUGACCAUGGUUAGGGUUAGCAUUAGAACACAACACUGUCAAUGAGUCCCUCAUUGAAACCAUAAUCGACUGGUUAAAAUCCCAUCAUAGAAAGAUGAAAUCAAUAAAAUAGAAAAAAUGAUUGAAUAAGAGCAAAAAGAGCAUAGACACAGGUGGGAUAGCUUCUCCAUCUUCUAUGUUAAAAUGAAGAUUUGUA
Paralichthys olivaceus (Japanese flounder) is the source of this 4953-nucleotide messenger RNA. It is a transcript of the gene egfra, whose product is annotated as epidermal growth factor receptor a (erythroblastic leukemia viral (v-erb-b) oncogene homolog, avian). Gene Ontology annotation, cellular component: basal plasma membrane; signaling receptor complex; plasma membrane. NCBI's taxonomy places the organism in Eukaryota, Metazoa, Chordata, Actinopteri, Pleuronectiformes, Paralichthyidae. The record is from RefSeq and is a predicted model, not a curated record. Gene Ontology annotation, molecular function: epidermal growth factor receptor activity; epidermal growth factor binding; ATP binding. Gene Ontology annotation, biological process: neurogenesis; positive regulation of kinase activity; positive regulation of epithelial cell proliferation.